Molecule: messenger RNA, 3987 nt
Organism: Exserohilum turcica Et28A
Lineage: Eukaryota; Fungi; Ascomycota; Dothideomycetes; Pleosporales; Pleosporaceae
Exons: 2
Coding region: 370-3762 (1130 amino acids)
Source: RefSeq, a predicted model, not a curated record
GUCGGCGGUGCCAUCGGUCGCACUAUUAUUGGGUUUGGCUGCUCAUCGUGCGCAGCAGGUGACGUAUCAUCAUCAUCCGGAAGCUCGGUCGGACCCUCACCCAGUCCCCUCCCUACCUGCGCCAGCCUGCGCCAGCCACUCUCCCUGACGUCGCAAUCUACCCCAAGCCUGCAUCCGCGUCGCGGCCAGCCACCAUACUUGUUGUCCGCUCCGUCUCUCUGCAGCCAAGUCGCCCAUCUUCCCUUCUCCCCUUGUAUGACUUGUCGGCCAUUGCGAGUCUUGGGCUUAGCCCCCGGCCGAGCCCUUACGCAGUAGUAGUGUGUGUGUGUAUGUGUGCAUGCCCCAUACACGGAACUUGAACUGUCCACCAUGUCUGGCCCAUUCCGCUUCCACGAGGAAGCCAGGUCGCCGCUCGACCGGAGCGCGUCGCCUUUCUCUGCCGGCCAGCCCGUGUCCUUCAAGACGAAUAUCAACCGCGCCAAGACGAAGAAAUGGGUGCAGGCCAAGAAGAAUGCUUACGACGGCGACGACUGGGGCGAUUACGACGAGUACGACGAGUACGGCGUGAACCAGGAACUGCAGGAGCCGCAGGAGCCGCAGCCAGAGAGGCCUGCGGCACAGCGAUACUAUGCCCAGCGUACAGAGCAGCCCUCGCGAAGCUUCACCGACCCCUCGCAGCAAGCACUCCAUCCGAGAGCCCGCAAAAACUCAUUCGACCAAGGAGAGGAGCAGCGCGCCUUUUCAUCCGCCAUGUCCCAUGGACAGCCCCAUGGCGAUUCCCGCGACCCGCCCUAUGGAUAUGACACUGGAGGUGCGGGCGACUUCAGCCCCUCUGCGGUGCCCCCACCAUUGCAGCCGCGCAUAUCGCAGGUCCCGGCCAACUUCACUCCGCCUACAAACACCCAGUUCCCUCCGCGCAAAAGCAGCAUAGGUCAGGGAGACUUGCCCAUAGUGAGUCCUCCAAGACCGCGCAAUGGAAGCGGUUCUGACAAGCCGCUGCCCAUCGUCCGACCAGCGGACAUAUACAAGCGUCACCAAGAAGAACAGGAACGUGCACCAGCCAACAUAGACUCUGUUCUAUCACCAGCCCAGGAAGGCAAGUCACCGUCACCAUCGGACGACCAGGACCUACGCUCCGUUGUAAAUCAGGCUUUUACUCGCGUUGACGACUCACGCUCAGUUCCGCCAACCCCAACAUCAAACGACACAAGCUCGGAUCUUCUAAGGAGCAAUACCGGCAGUACUUCCGGCAUCAGCCCCAUCAUGAGCCGCGUUCCCAGCUCUGCAGCUUCCGCGUUGAAAACUCGUAAUCAAGCAGAAGGAAGCACGCCCGUGAUUACAGAAGAACCCGCCGAAGCUACGACGCCCGUCGCCCAGCCAACGUCCGAGAACGGUGAGCCGUUGCAUCACGUUCCACGAAAGCCCUCACCGGCUCAUUCUCGCAACAUUUCAGGCUCCUCAAUCCCGCGCAGCGGCCUUGCUACGCCCACACGCGGUGACAGCCCAGCUCGUUCUCCUGUUCUUGCACCCAGCAGAGAUAUUCCAGAGCCUAAAUCCGCCCUGUUCUCUACUGACGACGACAUUAGUCCUGAAGCCAUGAAAGGCGGGCUUCAAGGGCCGUCUCUGGAGUACGCUGCCCGUGAAGCCGACCUCGCCGCUUCUGCCAGUAGCCGCCCAAACAGCGGGGUUCUCGACCUAGGAGCGGCGCAGCGCCAGUCACAGAAUAUGUUCCUCGAGUCUCACAACACGCAAUCCCCCAUUGAAGAGGUGGUUGCACACGAUCGCUCCGAGUCGCCCAGCAAAGGUCGUGUGCAGGCACUGGCUGGCAAGUUUGGCGAAGUGUCUUCGAGACGUGGCUCAACACAAUCGAAUCGUUCCAGAAACAGCCUUCAGUCAUGGGAGCAAAGCCAAAAUAACUCACGUGCCGCGUCUCCGACCAAAGGAAGCCCGCCAAAGCCCAGCAGCCCGGUGAAGGAAUUCCGCCCUCAUCUUCCUGGCCAGUGGGAGUCAUAUACCACCACGGCAAUGACGCCUUCAGAACAGGGUGAGCAGGAUCGAGGACUAGACCCUGUCGAUGACAAAAAGACUUUACUUGAAAAGUCAGACUUGACACCUACAACCGCCAAACAACCAGUUGCUGAAGUUUCCCCUACGGAGGCGGACAACUCUGACCCCAUGGUUGCUCUGAAGAAUGCUGGAGCUGCCAUGGUGGAUUCAAUUCGUACCACUAUUGGCAUCAAUGAACAAUCAUCUGAAGACCAGCAGGAUCAAAAACAAUCGGCCGAGCGUGGCAACGUCUAUCUACCUAGACCGCUGCAACUUGAUCGCACAAUAACGUCUGAUUCAAGUGCACCACCGACACCUCCCGCAAAGGAUACUCCAGAGCCACAGGUUUUACCAUCGCCAUUGGAAGAACCAUCCCCCGCGUCCCUGGAGGAGGAUGAGGAGAGUGAUCGUUUGCGCAAAGAAAUCGUUGCUAGUCUUACCCCGUCCAAAGCUCCAGAGUCACCGACUGGUGAAUCAAGCUUGACCCCACUCCAACCGGGUAGCCCAGGUACAAACCGUGCUAGCUCCAUCUUCCCCAGCGAGUACAAGAGCUAUUGGGCAGAAGAAGAUGGUACUUCUCGUCGUUCUUCUCGGGACGCUGAGCCUGGCAAACAAGAGCAGGCGCCAACAAAAACGGUUGCUUUUCUCCCACAAUCCGAAGAUGCAAGCAAGCCUAUCAUUAAGCGGUUUAGCUGGGAAGCAAGUAGUUCCCAGCUGCAAACACCAGAUGGACAAGCAUCAGAAGUCUCCACGCCUGGAUCUCUGAAAGCGGGAGAAGAACCCAAAGAAUCUUCUCUUACUGCUGAGCGAACCGUGGAACAGGAACACCAGCCGCAGCCCAAGGGUCUUUCUGAAUCUCCUUCUGGUCCUGUUCAUACCAUCAUGGUUACAAAGCCUGAUUCUAUCAGUGACCAUGAGAAGCCGGCCUUGCCAUCCCCUCCUUUGGACCUUACACGCCCUCUGAGCAGCCCCAGUCUGGAGCGUGCCUAUUCGCCAGGUCUUCAUGUUGUCAACACCGAGAUAGACCCUGAAGCUGUAGAUCUUCCUCCACGCCUCAGCGCCGAUCACGAACCGCCAGCACCAGCACCUGAAGAACCCAAGUUGAUUGAAAAAGCAGCAACGCCGGAACCAACCGAACACCAACCUGCACUAGAAGCACGUCGGGAGGAACCUAGCAUUCCUGCAGCGGCACAGGAGCCCUCUGCUAAGUCCCCGGCGACAGACAAGCCUUUGGGUGCUCGAGAGAUUGCGACACUCAACUCAACCGUGGAACGAAUCAAUACAUACAACAAGACUCGUGACUACUGGGCCACGGUAGACCACGGGCUAAGUGAUUGGCUGACUGCCGCCUUGGAGGCCAACCCUGAUGUGGCAACGCAGACAUAUCCUGUACAACGCGUGCCCACACAAUCCAUUCGCCAUCGGCACACUGGCUCUCUUUUGUUCGGCAAGCUCGGUGGAUCAAGCAGUCACGAUGUCCCUGCCGAAGCGCAUAAUGACGCUGCCGUGCCGGUGCCUGCCAAUAUAGGCUCACCGACUGGGGGUACAUCUUCUGGAUCCGGGUUUGGUGGUCGGCUUGCGAAUCAGCACAUGCAACUCAAGGGCAAGGACUUGUUGCAUACUGCCAAUGUGCUGGGCGGGAAAGGCAUGACGAGUGCCAAAGGGCUUUUCGCCAAAGGCAAGAGCCGUUUUGGCCGCGAAAAGGUAGACAAGUAAUCCCUUCUCUCCUAUCCCUGUAUAUCAUAUCACGAGAAUGCUACGAGGGGUCGUUUCUUUGGCCGCGAGGCUGCGAGAGGUGACUGUAUCGGAUUGUAAAGGACUCUAACGUUGCGUUUUGACCUUGUUUGGGAGUUUUCAUUCUUUUCCAUUGUACGACCUUGUCCUCGCCUAUAGCUCUGUAUCCAUUUAGAUGUAAUUUCAAGCCCGACCCUCAGGUCGCCC